Messenger RNA from Staurois parvus, 563 nucleotides. Lineage: Eukaryota; Metazoa; Chordata; Amphibia; Anura; Ranidae. The record is from the annotation of a GenBank genome assembly.
GGUCUAUCUCCCCAUCUAUACCUCUCACUUGCAACUCUAUUAAAAACUCUUCUCUUCUCCUCCUCCAUCAAUAUCUCUGGUUCUUCUUUCUUUUUUAUUACCUUCUGUCUUGUCUCUUUUGUUAUUCUAUUUUUAUGUAUCUGCUCCAGGUCAAAUAUUUCUUUUAACAGCCCAGUAAGUUUCUCUCUUCUUUCCCUUUUCUUUUUUGCCCCGGACGUGAUCAAUAUACCUCUUAUGUAGGCCUUAUGGGACUCCCAUACUGUAGCCACCGACACUUCCUCUGUCUCAUUCUCCUGAAAAAAAUCUUUCAAUUUCUUCUCUAAUCUUCUGAUCAAUCUCCUGAUCCAGGAUAAGAACCUCAUUCAACUUCCAUCCUAUACCACCUGUCAAUCGCCUCCCCCAUUCUAAUUUCAAUGUAACAGGGGCAUGGUCUGAAAGAGACAUUGCCUCUAUUUCUACUUUAGCCACCCUCUCUAUGAGUUGAUGCUCAACCAAUAUAUAGUCCAUUCUUGAGUACAUCUCGUGUGCAUUAGAGAAGAAGGUAUAAUCUCUCUCCUUUCCAU